Messenger RNA from Mesoplodon densirostris (Blainville's beaked whale), 4365 nucleotides. RefSeq names its product ADAM metallopeptidase with thrombospondin type 1 motif 10 (gene ADAMTS10). Gene Ontology annotation, molecular function: metalloendopeptidase activity. The record is from RefSeq and is a predicted model, not a curated record. Gene Ontology annotation, cellular component: extracellular matrix. Gene Ontology annotation, biological process: proteolysis; extracellular matrix organization. Lineage: Eukaryota; Metazoa; Chordata; Mammalia; Artiodactyla; Ziphiidae. The transcript has 26 exons. The coding region runs from base 310 to 3693 and encodes 1127 amino acids.
UCAGGAAGUGCCGUCCCCGCGCCCCCUCCCCCGGCCACGCCGCCGCGCUCGCUCCCUCCCUUCCUGCGCGUGGGCCGGCGAGACGGCGGCGGGGACUGCAGGCGGAGGCCCGGGCGGGCGGCCGGCCGCGGGCUCCCAGAAGAGGCACUGAGGCCCAGAGAGACUCACACACAGGUUCAACACCGCGCCACCAACUGAAGCCCCCAAAAGGAGCCCGGUGAUGCUGCCCAGGCUGUGAACAGGGAAGGCAGCGCUGUGGGGGCUGCUGGCAGCCGGGGCUGGGGAGAGACAUGUGGACACGUGGCCUCUAUGGCUCCUGCCUGCCAGAUCCUCCGCUGGGCCCUCGCCCUGGGGCUGGGCCUCACGUUCGAGGUCACACACGCCUUCCGGUCUCAAGAUGAGUUCCUGUCCAGUCUGGAGAGCUAUGAGAUCGCCUUCCCCACCCGAGUGGACCACAACGGGGCACUGCUGGCCUUCUCACCCCCAACCCCCAGGAGGCAGCGUCGGGGCACAGGGCCCCAAGCAGAGUCCCGCCUUUUCUACAAGGUGGCUGCACCGAGCACCCACUUCCUGCUGAACCUGACCCGCAGCCCUCGCCUCCUGGCCGGGCAUGUCUCCGUGGAGUACUGGACUCGAGAGGGCCUGGCCUGGCAGAGGGCCGCCCGGCCCCACUGCCUCUAUGCCGGCCACCUGCAGGGCCAGGCCGGCAGCUCCCAUGUGGCCAUCAGCACCUGUGGGGGCCUGCAUGGCCUGAUUGUGGCAGAUGAAGAAGAAUACUUAAUCGAGCCCCUGCAAGGUGGGCCCAAGGGGCACCGGGGCCCAGAGGAGAGUGGUCCACACGUGGUGUACAAGCGUUCCUCCCUGCGUCACCCCCACCUGGACACAGCCUGUGGAGUGAGAGAUGAGAAACCGUGGAAGGGGCGGCCUUGGUGGCUGCGCACCCUGAAACCGCCACCUGCCUGGCCCCUCGGGAAUGAAACAGAGCGCGGCCAGCCAGGCCUGAAGCGCUCGGUCAGCCGAGAGCGCUAUGUGGAGACCCUGGUGGUGGCUGACAAGAUGAUGGUGGCCUACCACGGGCGCCGAGACGUGGAACAGUAUGUGCUGGCCAUCAUGAACAUUGUUGCCAAACUUUUCCAGGACUCGAGUCUGGGAAACAUCGUUAAUAUCCUGGUAACACGCCUUAUCCUGCUCACGGAGGACCAGCCCACCCUGGAGAUCACCCACCAUGCUGGGAAGUCCCUGGACAGCUUCUGUAAGUGGCAGAAAUCCAUCGUGAACCGCAGCGGCCAUGGCAAUGCCAUUCCAGAGAACGGCGUGGCCAACCAUGACACAGCGGUGCUCAUCACACGCUAUGACAUCUGCAUCUACAAGAACAAACCCUGCGGCACACUAGGCCUGGCCCCCGUGGGCGGGAUGUGUGAGCGAGAGAGAAGUUGUAGCAUCAACGAAGACAUCGGCCUGGCCACAGCAUUCACCAUUGCCCACGAGAUCGGACACACGUUUGGUAUGAACCACGACGGCGUGGGGAACAGCUGCGGGGCCCGUGGCCAGGACCCAGCCAAACUCAUGGCUGCGCACAUCACCAUGAAGACCAACCCGUUUGUGUGGUCCUCCUGCAGCCGUGACUACAUCACCAGCUUUCUGGACUUGGGCCUGGGGCUCUGCCUGAACAACCGGCCGCCCAGACAGGACUUCGUGUACCCAACAGUGGCCCCCGGCCAGGCCUAUGAUGCAGAUGAACAAUGCCGCUUCCAGCAUGGAGUCAAAUCGCGUCAGUGUAAAUACGGGGAGGUCUGCAGCGAGUUGUGGUGUCUGAGCAAGAGCAACCGGUGCAUCACCAACAGCAUCCCGGCCGCCGAGGGCACGCUGUGCCAGACGCACACCAUCGACAAGGGGUGGUGCUACAAGCGGGUCUGCGUCCCCUUCGGGUCGCGGCCGGAGGGCGUGGACGGCGCCUGGGGCCCGUGGACCCCGUGGGGCGACUGCAGCCGGACGUGCGGCGGCGGCGUGUCCUCCUCCAGCCGUCACUGCGACAGCCCCAGGCCGACGAUCGGGGGCAAGUACUGCCUGGGCGAGAGACGGAGGCACCGUUCCUGCAACACCGAUGACUGUCCCCCAGGCUCCCAGGACUUCAGGGAAAUGCAGUGCUCUGAAUUUGACAGUGUCCCCUUCCGUGGAAAAUUCUACACGUGGAAAACGUACCGGGGAGGGGGCGUGAAGGCCUGCUCGCUCACGUGCCUAGCAGAAGGCUUCAACUUCUACACGGAGAGGGCGGCGGCUGUGGUGGACGGGACGCCCUGCCGCCCAGACACAGUGGACAUUUGUGUCAGCGGCGAGUGCAAGCACGUGGGCUGCGACCGGGUCCUGGGCUCUGACCUGCGGGAAGACAAGUGCAGAGUGUGUGGGGGUGAUGGCAGCGCCUGCGAAACCAUCGAGGGGGUCUUCAGCCCAGCCUGGCCUGGAGCCGGGACCAGGAAUGGGGGAGACAGGCAGGUGCAGGGAAGGGCCAAGUGGGUGACAUCUGAGCUCCACUGUCCAGGGUACGAGGAAGUCGUCUGGAUCCCCAAAGGCUCCGUCCACAUUUUCAUCCAGGACCUGAACCUCUCCCUCAGUCACCUGGCCCUGAAGGGGGACCAGGAGUCCCUGCUGCUGGAGGGGCUGCCCGGGACCCCCCAGCCCCACCGCCUGCCCCUGGCCGGGACCACCUUUCAGCUGCGACAAGGGCCGGAUCAGACCCAGAGCCUAGAAGCCCUGGGACCCAUUAACGCAUCUCUCAUCGUCAUGGUGCUGGCCCGGACUGAGCUGCCAGUCCUCCGCUACCGCUUCAAUGCACCCAUCACCCGAGAUGCACUGCCUCCGUACUCCUGGUACUACGCGCCCUGGACCAAGUGCUCGGCCCAGUGUGCAGGCGGCAGCCAGGUGCAGGCUGUGGAGUGCCGCAAUCAGCUGGACAGCUCAGCCGUGGCUCCGCACCACUGCAGCGCCCACAGCAAGCUACCCAAGAGGCAGCGCGCCUGCAACACAGAGCCCUGCCCACCCGACUGGGUCGUAGGGAACUGGUCGCGCUGCAGCCGCAGCUGUGAUGCGGGCGUGCGCAGCCGCUCCGUCGUGUGCCAGCGCCGCGUGUCGGCCGCCGAGGAGAAGGCGCUGGACGACAGCGCUUGCCCGCAGCCGCGCCCACCGGUGCUGGAGGCCUGCCACGGCCCGGCCUGCCCUCCGGAGUGGGCCGCCCUCGACUGGUCGGAGUGCACCCCCAGCUGCGGGCCGGGCCUCCGCCACCGUGUCGUCCUUUGUAAGAGCGCAGAUCAUCGCGCCACACUGCCCCCCACGCACUGCCCGCCCGCGGCCAAGCCGCCGGCGACCAUGCGCUGCAACCUGCGCCGCUGCCCGCCGGCCCGCUGGGUGGCGGGAGAGUGGGGUGAGUGCUCCGCGCAGUGCGGCUUCGGGCAGCAACAGCGCCCGGUACGCUGCUCCAGCCACACAGGGCAGCCCUCACGCGAGUGCGCGGACGCCCUGCGGCCCCCCGCCACGCAGCAGUGCGAGGCCAAGUGUGACAGCGCGCCCCCCGGGGAUGGCCUGGAAGAGUGCAAGGAUGUGAACAAGGUCGCCUACUGCCCCCUGGUGCUGAAAUUUCAGUUCUGCAGCCGAGCCUACUUCCGCCAGAUGUGCUGCAAAACCUGCCAAGGCCGCUAGAGGGCGCACGGUCCUCGGAGUCAAGGCUGGGGGCCGGCUGGGGAUGGGGGUGGGGCGACCAGGCCUGCAGCUGGCCAGCCUGAAGGAGCCCGAGGGGGCAGGAGCUGGGAGUGAAGGGUGAGACGGAGCCGGAAGUUAUUUAUUGGGGACUCUUGCGGGGCUCCUGGCUGAGGGGGAUGGAGAGGGGCUGGCCACGCCCACGGCCCCUCCUUUUCCCGUCUCCCAGUUCAGAAUGAGACCCCCUCCAGGGUGGGUUUGAGGUGGGGACAACUGUUCGCCCUAGUGCUCUUGCCACCCACCCUUAGGGAGACCCCCAGCACAACCCCCGCCUUUGAUCGGAAUAUGUACUGUGAAGAGUGGGGGUGGGGAGGGGGUCAGCCGGUGCCCUGCCCCCCGCCCCAGCACUGCCCUACCCCUCCACUCUGAGCUGGGGGGGGAAUCUAUGUCCGCCACGGGGGAGGGGAUUAGCACGACCUCCCUGACACCCUCCGCCUAACCAGACCAGCUACAGGGGGAGGCAGAGCUGGGAAGAUCCACCCCAUCCUGUGCCCUGCCUGCCCCAGGGGGACCAUGUCAUCCAGGCCACCCCCAUCAUGGUGCUACAGGCCCUGCCCUGGGGCCCACACACCCCUCGCCAGGAAGCCCUACAUCAAUAAAGUUCUGUCUUGUGUA